UAUACUCCAUAAAAUUAUAACAACAAAGAAACCAUGACAAAGAAAAUGGAAGUUCUUCCUGUACUCUUUCUUACUCUCUCAUGUCUUCUAUCCUCCAUUUCUGCUCAGCUUCAAAUUGACUACUAUAAAGACACUUGUCCUGACCUCGAAUCAAUUGUAAGACAAACUGUCACAGAGAAAUAUGAGCAGACUUUUGUUACCGCCCCCGCGACCCUUAGACUGUUCUUUCACGAUUGCUUUGUUCAGGGUUGUGAUGCCUCCGUUAUCCUCAACUUGCCGAAUGCGGAGAAGGAUCAUCCAGAUGAUACAUCACUAGCCGGAGACGGGUUUGAUACUGUCAUCAAAGCAAAAGCUGCUGUUGAUAAGGAUUCUAGGUGCACAAAUAAGGUCUCAUGUGCUGAUAUCUUAGCCAUAGCAGCUAGAGAUGUUGUAGUCCUGACAGGCGGACCAGAUUACCCGGUGGAGUUGGGGAGAUUUGACGGAAGAAUCUCGACUACAGCUAGCGUUCAGAAUAAUCUUCCUAGUGAAAACUUCAAUCUAGACCAACUUACUACUAUGUUUGCUUCUCAUGGGCUUACUUUAACAGAUCUUGUUGCAUUAUCAGGAGCACAUACAAUCGGGUUCGCUCACUGUGGCCGCUUCUCAAAACGACUCUACCAAUUCAAUUCAACCCACCAAACUGAUCCAACUCUAAACUCAACCUAUGCACAAAAGCUGAUGGCAUCGUGUCCGCCAGAUGUAGAUCCAAGAGUCUCGAUAGACAAUGAUCCAACAUCCCCUAAAAUAUUUGAUAAUGCUUAUUACACUAACCUUCAGCAAGGAAUGGGUUUAUUCGGUUCUGAUCAGACCUUGUUUACUGAUUCAAGAUCAAAGGCAAUUGUCGACGCUUUUGCUGCCAACAACACUGCUUUUUUCGAAGCUUUCGCUGCUGCGUUUACAAAACUUGGAAGAGUUGGAAUUAAGACUGGAAGCGAAGGUGAAAUUCGACGUGAUUGUACUGCUUUGAAUUCAUAAACAGAAGAAUUGAGAUGAUACCUUCCCUAGUAAAGAUUCUACAAUUCAUUCAAGGAUGUAAUAUGCGCGUUCUCAAUGGAAACCAUCAUUUUUAUUAUU
Molecule: messenger RNA, 1113 nt
Organism: Papaver somniferum (opium poppy)
Lineage: Eukaryota; Viridiplantae; Streptophyta; Magnoliopsida; Ranunculales; Papaveraceae
Product: peroxidase 16-like
Exons: 4
Coding region: 34-1014 (326 amino acids)
Biological process (GO): response to oxidative stress; hydrogen peroxide catabolic process
Molecular function (GO): peroxidase activity; heme binding
Source: RefSeq, a predicted model, not a curated record